ACACUAAAGAAGCUCAAAGUCUGAGUCGAUUACUUCAAAAUAAGCUAACUACGAUCAGUUUGACCAUGAUGAUCGAUUUUAUGGCGUCCUUGUUCUUGGGAAUAUUUUGGCUUCAAGAAACUGGACAUGCCCAGGAGUUUCAGCCUUCUUUUGAAGAAAAAGGUGUUAGUGAACUUUUAAGACUUGAAGAGAAGUUACUACCGGAGUUGAAUGCAUUCAUCGCAAAAAAAGAAGAUUACUUGAAAGAGCUCGACAAGAUAAUACAUCAAACGGAAACUUUAAAGAAAUCUUCGAGUGCGAGCGUGCAAAGCUACCUGGGAACUCCAAUGAAUCAGUAUUUUCUUAUAAAGCGAUUUAUAGACGAUUGGGGAACACUCAACGAUUAUCUUCACUCUGAUACUUCUACACAUGAUCUGCUCUCUCAAAUAAAGCAGAAAGAAGACGCGAUUCCAACCAAAGCCAAACUCAAUGAAAGAUUGCGAGACCGAGAGGACUCACAUGAUGUUGAUCCCGAGGGAUAUCGGGUCUCUUUGUGAUGCAUGCUCAUAAAACUUGACUUCUGAGUUUUGUUGUAAGCAAAACUGGCUACACUCAUUUGAAGAAAGACUUUUUUGCGAAUCAUUGUUUGCUUGUUUGUGACCUGAUAUUGAUACUGAUCUGUAGCUAAUAUAGAGGGAAUUCGUCGUUGCGACAAAGAGACAAAUAAUAUCUCCGCUCAGAGGUAAAGUUUAUUUUAAACAGCUGGUCAGCAUUCCUACCCUUUAAUCUUCUUACUCCCAAGAUCUGUUUCGUACUUCUUCCGUCUGGCUGCUAUUCAUUUCUAUGUCAAUCAGCUAAGAGAAUUUGGUGGUUAAUCAAGUUAGCAUUAUCAAUCUAUUUCGUUUAUUAGUGAGGGGCUGACAAACAGCAACAUGCCACUGAUUGGUUUUUGAGCAAGCCUUUCUUCUAACAAAACGUAGACAUAUGAAAUUACAAGACAUUAGCCUAUAAUCUAAUUUCUGUAGAUUCUCUCACGAUAAACAAGUACACAUAUGGAAGUACUAGCUGCUUUCUUUGUCAUUUCAUGCCGAUGAAAUCGGGAUAAUCUCCAGCGGAAUUAAUUAGUUGUGUAAAAAUUAUGGUUUCUGCUCAAGCAGCAAAGGGCGCAAGUGACAAAGUGUCCCCGGGCCGAGCGAACUUAAGUCAGUUUCAUACUCGACGGUUUUCGUCCACCUUAAAACGUUGAGCGGCAGAGCCGAGAAAAAUAGCACAGCCCAAAGGGAGCCUACGUGGAGCUGGGAUAGCCGGUUUGUCUCAACCAGCUUUGCCGCUUAGUCUGCCUGUGGCGCCGCGCUCAUACGUCUGUUUGUAUAUCAGGGAAAAGGUUUCUUCCCAGGGUUGAUUCAUAGAUCGAGUAAAAAAUCACAGGGGCAAACUUGGCUAAUCGUCUCUUCUUUCACAGCCUUGUCGCCCGUGUUCAACUUUUUAUUUUACGAGAGGAGAAUAAAAACUCUCAAUACAUGAUUCAUUGUUUUCGUUGAUAACUUGAAUUUAAAUCUUUUAAUCACUGACGAGCUCGUAUCAGAAUAUAAAUAUCACUAUUACAUGUCCUAGGUACACUGUCUCCGUUCAAGUUAAAGAAUGCAAAGAGUUAACUCCAAAGUAAGCCGAGAACAUCACUAGGAAUUGUUGUUUCUAACACUGCAGCCCAAAAGGCUUCAAGUAACAUGUAUACUUCGGCUUUAUCAGAUAACAAAUUGCACGAAAUUCAGACAGAAAAUAUCCACCACAGUCAUAUACAAAUGUAUC
Molecule: messenger RNA, 1788 nt
Organism: Stylophora pistillata
Lineage: Eukaryota; Metazoa; Cnidaria; Anthozoa; Scleractinia; Pocilloporidae
Cellular component (GO): endoplasmic reticulum
Molecular function (GO): procollagen-proline 4-dioxygenase activity
Source: RefSeq, a predicted model, not a curated record